This is a messenger RNA of Staurois parvus, 378 nucleotides long. NCBI's taxonomy places the organism in Eukaryota, Metazoa, Chordata, Amphibia, Anura, Ranidae. The record is from the annotation of a GenBank genome assembly.
CCACAAAGCUCCUAAUUCACUCCCUGGUUAUCUCUCGCCUCGACUACUGCAAAUCAUUCCUCGAUGGCUUACCUUUACCCCCUCCAGUCCAUCCAACUGUUCAGCGUCUGCUACCCCUCUCUGCCAAUCCCCUCCACUGGCUUCCACUCAGUGUCCUCCACCCCUCUCUGCCAAUCCCUCCACUGGCUUCCACUCAGUGUCCUCCACCUCUCUCUGCCAAUCCUUCCACUGGCUUCCACUCAGUGUCCUCCACCCCUCUCUGCCAAUCCUUCCACUGGCUUCCACUCAGUGUCCUCCACCCCUCUCUGCCAAUCCCUCCACUGGCUUUCACUCAGUGUCCUCAACCUCUCUCUGCCAAUCCCUCCACUGGCUUCCACU